Molecule: messenger RNA, 1506 nt
Organism: Silurus meridionalis
Lineage: Eukaryota; Metazoa; Chordata; Actinopteri; Siluriformes; Siluridae
Gene: tradd
Product: tnfrsf1a-associated via death domain
Exons: 6
Coding region: 184-1068 (294 amino acids)
Biological process (GO): extrinsic apoptotic signaling pathway; positive regulation of canonical NF-kappaB signal transduction
Cellular component (GO): tumor necrosis factor receptor superfamily complex
Molecular function (GO): transmembrane receptor protein tyrosine kinase adaptor activity
Source: RefSeq, a predicted model, not a curated record
AUCCGGAGAAUGGUGACGUAGGCGCGUUCCCAUACAGACCGACUUAGACAGUGUUUUUUGUCUGACUUCUAAAACUCCUUUAUUUCCAAGUGCUGCUAUUUUUUUUUUUUUUGCACAAAACUGCUUCCAAUCAGCGUGGUUUCAGGCUCUGAGGGGAACAGAGGAGUUUGGAAUGCUCAGAAAAUGGACAUAAACACAGAUUUAUCGAAGUUAACAGUGAGCAGUCUGAAUGAUCGUGCGUGGUCAGGGUGCGUUGUGCUGUUUUUGCGCUGCUGCAGUCCAGAACUUGAUCUACUGUCCUGCUACAAAGACCAGCAAGAGAAAUUCAGCAUUUUCAAGGCCAUUAAACUCACUCUAACAGAUGUUGCCGGUGGACUUGAUGGUUAUGAAAUCCUUAAGCUUCAUGACGCUGAUCCAUUUCUUGGAGUGGAGUUGAAGUUUACGGAAAUCGUUCCCUGUAGGCGUUUCCUGGACAGCUACGUGUCCGGGUCACUGCUUCAGUUCUUCUCCCAGCAUGUAUCGCGCUUGCUCUCACUUCCUGACGGAUUAGGCAUGAAUGCCACACUCAAGGCUGGAACACAUACUCUGGACCACAGCAUUCAAGAUCCAGAACUCUGUCUACAGCACAUAUAUCAGUCUCAGCCCAUGCGUUUGCGGGACGACGAAGUCACGCAACUCGAGCAGCAGCUACAGAACAGCUAUAUUCCACCCAUCCAGACACGGAAGGAAGUGCCCAAGAACUGCUUCCUUUUCCAGAAACGUUUGUUCGACGACAGGCCUCUGACAGCCGGGGAUCAGCAGCGCUUCGCUUCUCACGUGGGCCGUGAUUGGAAGCGAGUGGGUCGAGCAUUACAGAAGAACUGCCGGGCACUGAAGGGGACAGCCAUUGACAAUCUUGCCUAUGAGUAUGAGAGGGAGGGGCUUUAUGAACAGGCCUAUCAGCUCCUGGGACGCUUCAUCCAAUCAGAGGGACGGAACGCCAAGCUGGGGCGUCUCAUCAGUGCCCUGGAGGAAGCCAAGCUGAUCAGCAUGGCUGAGAUCAUGCUGGACAUUCAGCCUCGCGAGUGAGGGACUCAAAGUGUGCGUGUGUGUGUGUGCGUGUGUGCGCAUGUGCAUGUGUGUGUCUAACUGGGUCUGGUACCUAAAGGUGACUUUUUUUCCAGUUUAUAAUUUCUUACAUAAAAUAAAAAUGCAGCAUUGUCUAUAUGAAUAUUAUAGGUAAACAUAUGUCGGUUCUGAAUCCUAGCAAAAUUGAUUGUUAGCUGUUUGUUUUUGUCGGUUUUGCUUGACCAUAUAAAUCAUGAAACCUACCAAAAAGGAAAAGAACCAAAAAUUAUGUUAGAGGUAUGUGUCUGAAAAACUCAAAACUUAAAAUACGUCAAAAUAGGUCAAAACUCAUUUUUACCCAUGAGGGAUUCAGGACGUGUCCAAAUGACCAAAUUCACCAGCGCACAGAGUCCGUGCUGAAUAAAUGAUUGGAUAAUUAUAAAAAAUACCUUUAAAUGA